Molecule: messenger RNA, 1382 nt
Organism: Rhinichthys klamathensis goyatoka
Lineage: Eukaryota; Metazoa; Chordata; Actinopteri; Cypriniformes; Leuciscidae
Gene: arrb2a
Product: arrestin, beta 2a
Exons: 16
Coding region: 118-1362 (414 amino acids)
Biological process (GO): signal transduction; positive regulation of ERK1 and ERK2 cascade; G protein-coupled receptor internalization
Cellular component (GO): cytoplasm
Molecular function (GO): angiotensin receptor binding
Source: RefSeq, a predicted model, not a curated record
CCCGUAGCUCCGCCCACCGCCAGGGAGUGAGUGAACACCUACAGGAGCUUCUGUUUACACUCUGUGUCAUAGCUGUGUUUUCCUCUACAAAUUCCCACAGCCAAUUCCUCCCUCAUUAUGGGGGACAAGGCAGGCACCCGGGUAUUCAAAAAGUCCAGUCCUAACUGCAAGCUUACAGUAUACCUGGGGAAAAGAGAUUUUGUGGAUCAUCUUGAUCAUGUAGACCCCGUUGAUGGUGUGAUCCUGAUCGAACCCGAAUAUCUCAAAGAAAGAAAAGUGUUUGUGACUUUAACCUGUGCUUUCCGGUAUGGCCGCGAGGACCUUGAUGUUUUAGGGCUCUCCUUCCGGAAAGACCUUUACAUCUUCACUUUUCAAGCCUAUCCUCCUAUUCCAGAGGAAUCCAAGCCCCACAGCCGUCUGCAGGAGAGACUUUUGAAGAAACUGGGGCAGAAUGCCUAUCCUUUCCAUUUCACUAUACCUCAAAACUUGCCAUGUUCAGUUACCCUGCAGCCCGGGCCUGAGGACACAGGAAAGGCCUGUGGGGUGGAUUUUGAGAUCAGGGCUUUCUGUGCCAAAUCGAUGGAAGACAAGAAUCACAAAAGGAAUUCAGUGCGACUAGUGAUUCGUAAAGUCCAGUACGCCCCUGAGAAAACCGGCCCACAGCCGAUGGUGGAGACUACGAGGAGUUUCCUCAUGUCAGACCGGUCUUUACACCUAGAGGCUUCAUUAGAUAAAGAGCUGUAUUACCAUGGAGAACCCAUCAGUGUUAACGUCCAUGUUACCAAUAAUUCAACCAAGACUGUCAAAAGGGUUAAAAUAUCAGUACGACAGUAUGCUGAUAUCUGUCUCUUCAGUACAGCGCAGUACAAAUGUCCAGUGGCUCAUAUAGAGGCAGACGAUCAAGUGGCAUCCAGCUCUACAUUCUGUAAAGUGUACACACUCACACCCACUCUCAACAACAAUCGAGAGAAGAGAGGGCUGGCGCUGGAUGGAAAACUCAAACAUGAGGACACCAACCUGGCGUCCAGUACUAUUGUGAAGGAUGUGAGUAAUAAGGAAGUUCUGGGUGUCCUGGUGUCCUAUCGGGUCAAAGUCAAACUGGUGGUCUCCCGUGGAGGGCUUUUAAGCAGCUUGCUGGAGAGGGAUGUUUCGGUGGAACUGCCUUUUGUCUUAAUGCAUCCAAAACCUACAGACUACACCCUUUUCCAGUCAAACUCUGCUGCUCCAAUGUUGGAUCCACCGAUUGACACCAACUUGAUAGUGUUUGACACAAACAGUUUAACCCCAGAUGACGACAUCGUAUUUGAGGACUUUGCUCGCUUGCGGUUAAAAGGAAUAAUCGACAAGGAGGAGGACUGCUGAAUUUUUAUCAUCUCAUUCAC